AUGUCCUUCUUUCGCAAGUCCCAUACGCAAUACCUCGAGCUGAGCUACAGCCAAAUCUACAAAGUGUUUCAUUGGUUCCUUAAACUAACUCUGCUCCGCAUCUUCGACGAUGACUUUCUGGUGUCACCCAUCACAACGGUUUUGUUUCAAUUUUUCGUAUCGGAAAUAGUCAUCUCACUAGUGACGAUUGCGCUGCACGCAGUUCGCUACCGGACCGAUCUCGACACGGUAAUACUGAGUGUUUCGGCCUUUGUCAGUGCUUUGGAGGUGUUGCUUAAACUGAACGGUAUGGUGUACCGAAGGAAGGAGAUCAUGCAGAUGAUCGGUACGGUGCUGGCCGAUCGGAGCUAUCUGCGCGGGCCGAUCGAGCGAGCUAUCUGUGGGAAGUAUAUGCGCCUGGCAAGGAAGCUUCUGUUCAUCACGAUCGCCUCCUACCUGGGUACGGCAACGAUGCUGCUAAUCUAUCCAACGCUGCCUGGGGUCAUUCAAGAGCGUACCCUACCGGUGGGCUACUCGAUACCAUUCGUCGACUACUAUAAAGCUCCUUGGUAUAUGCUCAACUACGUGCUACAGAUCGUCCAGCUGAACUGGGUCGCUUUUUUGUUUAUCGGACUCGAUGGUCCAUUUUAUCUGUUUGUUUGCUAUUCCGCUUCACAGCUAGAGAUGCUGAUCGUGUAUCUUCGUCAAAUUGGUCAAAGUCCGGAUAACGUUCCAGAGCAACGAAGAUUGAUACGGAAGGUGUAUGCUAUCCACACAAACCUUUCCAAGUUUCUUUCAAAGUGCUCCUACAUAUAUCGGGAGAUAUAUCUGAUGCAAGUGCUCUGCUCGAGCGUACACAUCUGUGUGUCACUGUUUCACAUACAGCUCAAGCUCAAAAACGGUUCGUACGGCAUGCUGCUGACCAACGUCAACAAGAUGUGGCUGUUCUGCUACUGUGGUGAGCUGGUCGUAAGCAAAUCGACCGCAUUCAGCACCGCCGUGUACACCAACCAAUGGUAUCGGCUGUGGAACCGGCGCGAUCUGCAGGAUAUACUGUUUAUGCUACAGAAUGCCCAGCGCAACUAUGGUUUCAGUGUUGGUGGGUUUGGCUUUCUUUCCUUUGCUCUCUUUACGGUGGUCAUGAAAACUGCCUAUCGCUGUAACGCGUUCCUACACCGUGUGAUGAACUAGUACGCCGACCGUUCACAUCUUCA
Molecule: messenger RNA, 1193 nt
Organism: Anopheles stephensi (Asian malaria mosquito)
Lineage: Eukaryota; Metazoa; Arthropoda; Insecta; Diptera; Culicidae
Product: odorant receptor 49b-like
Exons: 4
Coding region: 1-1170 (389 amino acids)
Biological process (GO): sensory perception of smell; detection of chemical stimulus involved in sensory perception of smell
Cellular component (GO): plasma membrane
Molecular function (GO): odorant binding; olfactory receptor activity
Source: RefSeq, a predicted model, not a curated record